Periophthalmus magnuspinnatus is the source of this 2207-nucleotide messenger RNA. Its product is annotated as abl interactor 1-like. NCBI's taxonomy places the organism in Eukaryota, Metazoa, Chordata, Actinopteri, Gobiiformes, Gobiidae. The coding region runs from base 19 to 1509 and encodes 496 amino acids. The transcript has 11 exons. Gene Ontology annotation, molecular function: SH3 domain binding. The record is from RefSeq and is a predicted model, not a curated record. Gene Ontology annotation, cellular component: lamellipodium; intracellular anatomical structure.
AAUGCAAAGGGAUGUAAGAUGGCAGAGCUACAAAUGCUACUAGAGGAGGAAAUCCCCGCCGGGAAACGAGCGCUUGUGGAGAGCUACCAGAACCUUUCCCGUGUCGCGGAAUACUGCGAAAACAAUUAUGUUCAGGCUCAAGAUAAGAAAAAGGCCCUGGAGGAGACCAAAGCCUACACCACUCAGUCUCUGGCCAGCGUAGCCUAUCAGAUCAAUGCCUUAGCCAACAAUGUGCUGCAGCUACUGGACAUCCAGGCCUCGCAACUACGCCGCAUGGAGUCUUCAAUCAACCACAUCUCUCAGACUGUGGACAUACACAAAGAGAAGGUGGCUCGCCGAGAGAUUGGGAUCCUGACCACAAACAAGAACACGUCCCGCACCCACAAAAUCAUUGCCCCUGGCAACAUGGAGCGGCCUGUACGCUACAUCCGAAAGCCCAUCGACUACACUCUGCUGGACGACGUGGGACAUGGGGUCAAAUGGCUUAAAGCCAAGCAACAUGGAAACAAUGCAGCAGGGCGAGGAGGAGGCACACUGUCCCGGACCAAUCCUCCAACACAGAAACCUCCAAGCCCUCCUAUGGCGGGCCGUGGCACUCUAGGACGUAAUACUCCAUAUAAGACACUGGAGCCAGUGAAGCCUCCAGUGGUGCCUAACGACUACAUGACAAGCCCUGCCCGCCUUGGCAACCAGCACAGCCCUGCACGCACUGCCUCCCUCAACCAGAGACCCAGGACUCACAGUGGGAGCAGUGGUGGAAGUGGGGGCAGAGAAAACAGUGGCAGUAGUGGAGUGGGGAUGCCUUUGGCUGUUCCUACCCCAUCCCCUCCCAGUAUGGGCCAAGUUGCCACAUCUGCUGCCUCAGUGCCACAGGGCCCAGGUUUGGGUCCGAUCCCCAUGUCCCAGUUUGGCACCAUCUCACGGCAGAUUUCCCGCCACAACUCGUCAACCACAUCGUCCGCCUCAAUGGUUUCGGCUACGGGCACAUACCGCCGUGCGCCCUCUGUGUCCUCCCAACAGCCACACAUCAACGGAGGACCAGGCUACCCACAAAACUCAGUGUCUGUGGCUCCUCCACCUCCGCCCAUGGUGCAGCUGACCCCACAGAUCCCCCUCACUGGCUUUGUGGCCAGAAUGCAGGAGAGCAUCACAGACAGCCCUGCCCCACCUCCUCCUCCCCCUCCUGAGGACCUGUCAGUGUUUGAGGAGCCCUCCCCCCCUCCACCCCCUCCCCCGGUGGACUAUGAGGAAGACGAGGCCGCUGUGGUUCACUACAGCGACCCAUACGCGGACGGAGACCCACACUGGGCACCCAAGAGCUAUCUAGAGAAAGUUGUGGCUAUCUAUGACUACACCAAGGACAAAGAGGAUGAGCUUUCUUUCAUGGAGGGAGCCAUCAUCUACAUAAUCAAGAAGAACGACGACGGCUGGUUUGAAGGAGUCUGUAACGGCGUCACUGGACUCUUCCCCGGAAACUAUGUUGAGUCUAUCAUGCACUAUGCUGACUAAAACACACAACCCCAACAUACUGCCAUUUUGAACUCAAAUGUGGAAGAUAUGUACAGAGGUGAAUGCAGUGUAGCGAUAUGUACAGCUCAGUCUGAAUGAAGUGCCAUGGUGAAAUCUUAGCAGUUUACUUGGUUAUUUUUGAAAGAUAAUAAGGGACCAGUCCAAAAACUUGUCGCACAAGAAGAAGGGUUGAAAAGCCUUGGAUAGUGGCGUAUGUUAGUUUACACUGUUUUGAUCAGAAGGAGGAAAAGUUUAAACAACAUAACAAUGAUCAAAUUUACGCAAAAUCUCAAAUGUCUCCAAAUUCCAAAUUCAGAAGCUUCCUAUCCAUCACUUGCACUGUGAAUGAUAAAGAGACCUACUACACAAAAUAUAUAAGUAUUGGGAACUGAAAUGAUUGUGUGCCACUGUUGAUGUUCGGUUUGCAGAAAUGUGAGGAGUGUGUAAAGAAUGCAUUGAAACUUAAAAAAAGAGAAAUUGUUCUUGUUCCUGGUGACGUUACUUUCCUUCUUGUAAAUAUUCUGUAACUUGCGAAGCUGCCAGUGCGUUGUCCGUCUGUGCUUCACCGUGAGUCUCCAUCAGUGGGAAGUGGUGGUGCCAGCAUCUGAAGGCUUGUGUUACAUUCGAUAUGUACUUGAAUACUCAUUUGCCCUCAUCACUUUGUGCCAUUUUAAGUCAUGAAUGAACAUAAUUUUGCA